UAUGUGUAGGCGUGUGUCUACAUGUGUAUGCAGACUAUCUCAACAGACCACAGACCAGUGGGAACUGGUUCUUGGCCAACCAGUAAACUGCAACAUCCAUUCACCAACUGUGCAGCAACGAAAAAGAUAGUUCAGGUGCAAAUGUUGGCCAACAGAGGCCCAAGAGCACCCCAUAUGCCUGUUAACGACACCAAACAAUCCCCUUCCUGGGAUUUUAUUCUCCCCUUUUUUUGUCAUACCAUUUGUGCAUCACAUAUGGACACCACAAACCACAUCUUUUCAUAUCAGUAGAAUAAAUGUUAGGCAGCUUAAUUUAAAAUCAACAUUACGCAACAAAAAUUGCAUAUUGUUAAAGUUAAUUAAUUCAAAUAGCCUACACAGUUCUUGGUAAAACUACAGUUCAUCAAAUAGUUGUCAAAGCAGUGUAUUUAAAAGACACUCCUUAGUUUAAUCACUGCAGUCUUAAAUAUUUGUUCUGUUUUUUUAUAAUAAUUUUUUGUGCAAGCUUGCCUCUCAAUUACAGACUCGUUCAGCUUGCUCCCGUCUUUUGUAGACACGUUCUUGUUGUAAUAAGUAAGAAGCACAGCCUAUGAUAACGUCAAACAAGAGCUGUAUGCGCUCUCCUGAAGCUACGGACAAUGGGCAAUACCACACCUGCGUUUUUACUGUUUGCACAGUCUUACUGAAUAACACGAAAGAGAUUAGCUUAUAAUGAUUUAAUGAAAAGCUUUUGUGGGUCAGUUAUGUCUGCACUAGUAGUGUUCUGCCCACUGUUGUUUAGAAAUCUACUUAAAGACUCACAUCAAGCUGAACAUUUAAAGGAUGAAAGGUGCAGUCGUUACUCUAACUAUUCAGAUAAAAAGAAUUUAGACUAAAAACUAAAAGGAUGGAGAGUGCAAUCUUUCUGCUGAGUUUGCUGAUUUUUGGUAAGUAAAUUUUGGAAAUUUCAAUUUCGGAUUAAAAGAUUAAAGGAAGUCUUUCUAAACUUGCUGGAACAUGCGUCUUAUUUUAGGAUGUUCACAAGCUGAAAUCAAGUGCACAACUCGCAGAUGUCUGGCUCAAAUGUUAAUUAGAAAUCAAUAUUUAUCUUCACCUCAGUCUGAGAACUGCACCUUACUUGUUGAAGUUCCAUUAAUUGAGUACGAAACGCUGUCAGUCGACAUGAAGGAACUACAUCUAAUGAGUCGUCUGCAGGUUGCAAUUGCAUGGGUGGAUCCAGAGCUGGCGUGGAACACAUCAGUAUAUCCAUUUGAAAAACUCAUUUUGCCAGUAGAUAAAGUGUGGACCCCGCAUAUCUCUAUAGAAAAUGGACAAAGCUCCAUGGAGCAUGAUUCGCCUGAUCUCGUGGUGUACAGUAAUGGUACAGUGGGGCACAAUGUGGUCAUAAUUGCAGAAGUGAAUUGUGGAAUCAAUCUGUUCAACUAUCCUUUUGCUUUUGAUGUGUGCCCCGUUGGACUUAAAUCCACCGCACCAGAUGAAUGUGGGAUAAGCAUAAAAGUUGCUCAAGUGAAGUUGGCAGAGAGUUCCCAUGGAGACUGGGAAACGGAAGAAGUGAAGCUGGGAAAAAAGCGAGAGGAUCGCAAUUUUAUUGAUGUGUCUCUAAGGAUCAGAUACACCAACCCAUUCAUCACAUUACUCCUGCCCACUAUCUUGAUCAUGGUGGCUGAUAUAGUCAGCGGUGCUCUGCCACUGCAAGGUGGUGAGCGCAACUCGUUCAAGGUUACCUUGGUGCUCAGCUUCACCAUGUUUCUGAACAUUCUCACCACCGUGCUUCCUGGAGACAGCAAGUGCAGCCCAGUCAUCCGAAUCCAUUUCUGUGUUUGCCAAGUCCUGAUGGUGAUUAGCAUGUUGGUAUCCAUGUUCUUGACAAGGGUGUCUCAAGAUGGGCUGGCUUUUUUCACCUGCUUCAGUAAAAGGCCUGCUCCUCAAAAUGCAGAAGACAACAAAGAAAACGAGGAUGCAGAGAACAAAGGUGUCAUCAGUGUCGUUCAGGAAGGUCUUUCUGAGGACUCUAAAAUGCUCCGGAAGAUAGUCAGAUUCAUGGAGGCUGUUGACACCAAACAGACAGAAAGGGAAAGUCAUCAGAAACUUGCAGAUAAACUGGACAGAAUCUUUUUCUGGUUGUAUCUUAUCUGUAGCUCUGGAUAUGUUAUUGCCAUGACUUAUGUUAUGGUACAGUACACAUGUAACAUUGAUCAUUUUCGGUUUUGGAACUAA
This is a messenger RNA of Xiphophorus hellerii (green swordtail), 2217 nucleotides long. RefSeq names its product zinc-activated ligand-gated ion channel-like. Gene Ontology annotation, biological process: monoatomic ion transmembrane transport. The coding region runs from base 997 to 2217 and encodes 406 amino acids. Gene Ontology annotation, cellular component: membrane. Lineage: Eukaryota; Metazoa; Chordata; Actinopteri; Cyprinodontiformes; Poeciliidae. Gene Ontology annotation, molecular function: extracellular ligand-gated monoatomic ion channel activity; transmembrane signaling receptor activity. The transcript is spliced from 8 exons. The record is from RefSeq and is a predicted model, not a curated record.